Ochlerotatus camptorhynchus is the source of this 3452-nucleotide messenger RNA. RefSeq lists its product as uncharacterized. The record is from RefSeq and is a predicted model, not a curated record. The transcript has 4 exons. The coding region runs from base 442 to 2688 and encodes 748 amino acids. Lineage: Eukaryota; Metazoa; Arthropoda; Insecta; Diptera; Culicidae.
GGCGCAAACAGUGCCAUGGUCCAUGUAGUUUAUUUUCGUUUGGCUCACGGGUGUGGUGGUUGAGUUAAGAAUUUUGCAGCAGAAUGGAGAAUUUUAAAUUUAAUUUAGUAGCAAAUUUUGAGUUAAACAUCUAAUUACAUAUCAGUGUUAUAAAACAUUAUAAAUAUGAAAAGUUAUCCUGAGAAGAAUUUGGAUUGUUCAUAACAGAAAACAGCCAGCUUCAUAAUCUUGUUAGAAACUUUUAUACGAUGCAGACAGACGGCAGAGUUAGGAAAUUUUAUAUGUGGUGAUCAUCCGGUGAACAAAAAUAAAAGUGUUAGGGGACCGACACACACUCCAGUCGAAUAAUUUACUACCCAUCAAGUCAAUAGGACGUGAUCUGCAAGUUCGAUUUGGCUACAAAAGAUAAAAACUGACCCUGCAGUUACCCGCGAGUCCAAGAUGGAGGAGAACGUCAUCAGUAUGUUUAUGGAUGUGAAGCUCGAUAUUCGCGAACGGAAGCUGGAGUAUUCUCACCUCAAGUCCUGGACGCGGUAUUUCGUCCGUGUGGAAGCGGUAAAAUGCUUUCCGUGCUACAUUAAAAUCUCAUUCUUCAAAUCACAUACCGACGAAAGUACCGAUCUGAUCGUACGCAUCAAUAUUCCCGGUCUGACCGUUCAAAUGGCCACAUCACGUACGCGAGCCCAUUCGUAUGGACUGUUUUGGAAGAACAAUCGCAAAAGGUGCUGCGCGUACUUUGCGCUACCGUCGCAGUUAUUGUGUGAACGUCAUCUACGUUGGAUGAAGAAAUCGAUCCGGAACCUCGAGCUGUACCGUCAGGAGAUCCUGCAGCUGCGGCGGGCCAGCCGAACGCCGAUUCACGAGAUCCGGAACGAAAUACAGCCAAGCACCUCUAAUAACGACAUGGGGCUUUAUCAGAAUCUCGAUUUCACACAAAACAUGGCUGAUGUGCACGAUAUACUUGGACCAUUGCCGAAUCUUCCCGACCAGUCGCAAGUCAGCAUGGCCCGAAGAAUAUCUGGUAUUUCUGGCAUUUAUGAGGAAAUUCUCGACCCCAAUAAACCGAUUGCGGCACUUUCUAAUGGAUCUCGCUUGUCACGUGCUUCGAUCGCAUCCGGUAUUUAUGAGGAAAUGAAACUUGCAGAUAUUAAGGAGCAAGCUGAGAGAAGCUUUGGGACAAUGGCAGAAGCUGACGAUGUUAUUGCACCUCCUCCACUGCCACCCCGCCCAAGAUCCCACACCAAUGAUUUCGAAUUGCAGCGAUCGUUCACCACGCCAGAAUCCGAUUAUUUAAAAAAGAAGAAACACUGGCUACUAUUCGAAUCGAUGUUCGGCCGACGGAGAACAAACAGUGGAUCUGCCAGCACCGGUGGUGAUGAUCAUAAACAGCCAAAAGCAGACAACGUUUCUACCAAGAAAACAGCGACAUCAGAACCGAACCAGAAAGUUGUAUACCGUGAUAAAGUAGCUCACUUACGAUUUGCGGAAAAUAAGCGAAACAGCUUCUCGAGCCCGGAUCUUAGUGCACUGAAGGUGGAUGGAAUUAGUGGCAAUGGCUCAACAGAUAAUAUCUCUAAUGGGGGAUCAUGCAGCUCGGAGUUCUACGUUUUACAAGAAGGCGACUUCAUUGAAGAGAAUUGCCUUGCAUCAUCUGAAUCUUUGAAUGUAUCGAAAUGUUCGUCGAUUGAAGAAUCACUAGCUAAUUUAAUGAUUGCAGAUGAGGAAAGAGACAGACAAGGAAUGAAUGUGUCGGAAAAUAUCAUUGAUAAUUUUAACAUUUUAAGCAAUACAUCGACGGUUAAUCUGGCAGGAUGGAACUGCGUGAUGUCAGUGAAGGAAAACCCUCCUGCUAUAGGAAAUCCUGAAGGUUACUGCGAAAUGGGAGCCCCAGGAACCGGCUUCGAUCGUCAAAAGUUGCAAUGUGUAGAACUGAGAACUAGAAGUGCAAGUGAAACAUGCAAUGACGAAUCUAUCUACAUGAAUAUGGAUGGCGGAGGAACAGUGAAGGAAGAUGCAAGUCGCUCUAGCUCGACCUCGAGCGGAGUAAGUAGCAUUUACAGCAACAGAAGUAGUGUCUGCAGCAGUUCGAACAAGCACAGGAAUUCGAUAGACGACAAAAUUGCUUCAUAUUAUCCUAACGAAGAUUUUCGGUCGCCCAAGAAAACUGAGCCCGCCUAUACGCCAACUGUAAGUCCUAAUUCUAGGGAAGGAAGCGUUAAGAGAACAAAUUCAAAACGUUCGGAAAAUCAUCAUACAACCUCACCUAAAACUACCCACCGCAAAGCAUCUCCACAGAACAUAUCUACAAUCCCGCGAAUGAGCAAAUCUGGUCAGAAACCAUCGUGUAGCAAGUCCCGUGUAAAUACCAGAAGUGUCAGUUCUGAACGAGGUCAUUCAUCGCACCCGAUAAUAAUGAUAACAGACGGAUCUCCUACGAAGAACAGUGAGAACAAUCCUCCCGAGACGAUCCCGCGACUCUAUAAAAAGUAUGCAACUGUUGCACGUGGUGUUUCAAUUUCUCCCAGUAAAUAUCAGGAGAAAAAUUCCUCCCGGAAAGGUGGAGAGCCCCAGCCAGCCGGAAAUGGCAAGCGUUUCGGUUCGUUACCACGAUUCGCAAAAAUUGAUCUAUCGCCAUUGCGACUGAAAAUUAACAGCGUUCUUCAGCGCCACAAUCAGGAAAAUUUAUGAAAAGUUAAUGGAUAUUGGAGACACUGGUCCCAUAACUAGCAUGAUCUCACCACCUACAUGAUACAAACCACCGGCAAAAGCAGUGUAGAUGUUAUAGCUUUAGUCAAUUGAAUUUGCUGCAAUAUUAUAGAGCGUUUAACAAAAAAAAAUGCUCAACACAUUAAGCUAAGCUGCUUCACAAAUGUUACUAUUUAAUUGAUAUCCAAUUUUGGCUUCCAAAUUCCAAAAUGUUUUAGCUAAAUUUAUUGCUACCUUGAAGUUUACGUGUUAUUAUAGUAGUGUUGUAUUAGUUGCAUUGGUAUUGUUUAAAAAUUGAAAACUAUCGUAAACUUAAGAUAUUUAAAGCUUAGCUUUCAGCCCAUAAUAUAGUUUAUGUUGAGCUUAAAUGCAAUUAGCAAAUUGUCCAUCUUUUAGACGUGAAUGCACGGGUGAAACAUUAAACUGCACAACCAAAAGGAAACAAUUUCUGUGAUCUGAGCAAAAACGGUACAACUUUUCAUCUGUCCUAUCAUCAGCGACAGCUAAACGCAACAAAGAAUCAUCCCAGGAAUCUCGAACUCGAAGAAUUGCCUUUUGAUUAGAUCUGCACAGAAAUUACAUUUUUAGAUAGGUAUUAUAUUGUAAAACGAAACAGUAACCUUAUUGCAUAUCGGAAAACGAAAACAGAAACAGACAAGCUUUUUGAGACGGACGUGCUAUUGCUUUUAUCAGUGAUUUUACUGAAGCUAAAAUGUGAUUCUAAUAAACUGCGGCAUGUACAAAAA